Dibothriocephalus latus is the source of this 1416-nucleotide messenger RNA. Lineage: Eukaryota; Metazoa; Platyhelminthes; Cestoda; Diphyllobothriidea; Diphyllobothriidae. The record is from the annotation of a GenBank genome assembly.
AUGGCCCAGAAGCCUGAUUUCUACUGGACGUCGAAGCAACGUGGUAUGGUGGACAGUUCUUUCUUUUACGGUUACAUGAUAACUCAAAUUCCCGGCGGAGUGAUUGCAUCAAAGUUCCCCGCAAACAAACUUUUCGGUAUUGCCGUUGGUGGCAGUGCUCUGGUGAAUCUUUUCGUGCCAGCCUUCUGCAGAAUGCACUACGGAGCCGUCAUAUUCCUGCGCAUCGUACAGGGUCUCGUAGAGGGUGUUUCCUAUCCUGCUUGUCACGGAAUAUGGCGAUACUGGGCUCCGCCGAUUGAACGCUCCCGUCUGGCGACGAUCGCCUUCUGUGGUUCCUACGCCGGCGCUGUUAUAAGCUUGUUCAUGUCGGGGAUUCUAACAGAAAAGUUCGGCUGGCAUUUUCCAUUCUACCUCUACGGCGUCGUUGGAUUAAUUUGGCUGUGCUUCUGGUGGCGCACGUCCUACGAGAAGCCCGCCACCCACCCCAAGAUCACGCCGGAGGAGAGGGAGUACAUUGAGAUGUCCAUCGGGGAGCAAAGCAUCCCCUGGAAGGCAAUUUUCACCUCGAUGCCAGUCUACGCCAUCAUCAUUGCGAACAUUGCUAGAAGUUGGUCCUUCUUCCUUCUCAUAAUGAUGUCACCGACGUAUCUGAAGGACUGCUUUAACUACACCACGGCUGAGUCCGGCAUUCUCUCCUCCUUGCCGCAUCUGUUUAUGGCAAUCAUUGUGCCCAUCAGCGGUCAGCUGGCGGAUAGACUGCGCAAAAAGACCCUUACCACCACUGCUGUCCGAAAAAUUUUCAAUUGUGGAGGCUUCGGCAUGGAAGCAAUUCUCCUACUGGUGGUUGGCUAUGCAGACAAUGCACACACCGCGAUGAUCGCCCUCAUUUUCGCCGUAUCCUUUAGUGGAUUCGCCAUUUCAGGCUACAAUGUGAACCAUCUGGAUAUCGCUCCGCGGUACGCGAGCAUCCUGAUGGGUCUCUCAAACGGGAUCGGCACCAUUUCCGGCUUAAUCUGUCCUCUUACUGCAGAACUUAUUACAGAAAAACCGACCAAGAAGGCCUGGUCCUAUGUGUUCCUCAUUGCCAGCUGUGUCCACUUCUUCGGUGUCACCUUUUACGCGAUCUUCGCGUCCGGGGAGAAGCAGAAAUGGGCCGAGGUGGAGGGCGAAACGCCUAAGCUUUGGAAUGCUCCCAGUGAUGUGCCAGACGACAUUAUCAAGCCGGGAUACGGAUAUGGAGGAGAUGAUGCGACCGGUUUGGUAACAGCGCCCAGCGGCAAUACUCGUGACGGUUACAACGUGGGCUACAAUCAGAGGACGUCGGCAGCAACGGCAGUGGUGGCCUACCAAACGGAGACGUAUCGCGCGACGAAUCGUUCACUCAACGAAGACGAUCCCUACCACCAACAGUACUAG